Molecule: messenger RNA, 1942 nt
Organism: Oreochromis niloticus (Nile tilapia)
Lineage: Eukaryota; Metazoa; Chordata; Actinopteri; Cichliformes; Cichlidae
Gene: ccdc24
Product: coiled-coil domain containing 24
Exons: 9
Coding region: 107-1873 (588 amino acids)
Source: RefSeq, a predicted model, not a curated record
CAGACAAAUCUCGCGAUAUCUCUCCCUAGCAACUCAAUUGUUGUCCUUAGAUACCGUAGUCUCGCAAGCUAAAAGCACACCAAACAUCGAAAAGAUUGCCAUUCACAUGCAGUCACCUGAUGAAAGCCAGGUCUGGGGCCCUAGCCAGUCCCUAUGGAGCCUGAUUGCCGAACAUGUUUCUGAGUCAGAGCUGCCAAAGAUCUACACCGCACUGGGCCAUUCCUUGGUAGAUGUGUACACGGACAUGCACACUGAGGCAGAGAUGUGGCACAAGAUGUGGCAGGAGAACCAGCGAAGUGGAAAGCACGGCGGUGGGGAGGGGACCCCGCUCCCACGUCUGCAGGGUGCCCCUCUAGCUGACCCCCCUGCUGUGAAAGAGCUUUUGAGAGCUGAGGUCAAGAUGUUACUACAGACUCUCAGAGAGAAAGCCAGCAGGGCAGGAAGCGAUGUUGAGGAGCUCCUGCAUCGGUACAAACCUGAGACUCUAAACUACACCCUCGGCCACCGAGACAGAUGUUACACUAACUGCACCAACCCUGAAGAUACUGACAGUGGAAGCAGGCCAGACUCCCGCUGUUCAGUCCAGUCCAGAGCUGAAGAUGAGAUCGAAGCAGUGAGAGGAAAGCUUAAUGUCACCGAGAUAGACCAAGUGGUUGAUCGACUCAGAGCUCUCCUAAUAGGGGAAUGUGAAGAACUGACCAGACUGGUGAAGCAUUUAAAGGCAAACAUUAAACAAAAGUGUCACAGCGGACUUCAUAAAUCUGAACCUUCACUUGCAGACCUGAGAGAACUUAGAGGAGCUAUACAAGUGGAUUUGGAGCUCAGCCCCUUUCUGUUCUCACCUUCGUCCCCUUUGCCUGCAGAGAAAGGUUUCAGACUGACAGCAGCACAAAGCCCAGAGAGUCUGAAAACUUUAUCUCCUCCAUCUGUCCUAAGACCGCAUCCACCUCCUCCUCUGUCCCCUCCUAUACCCAGGCCUCCAGCUAGACCCCGUCUCUCUAAGAUGUCAACAUCCAGGACUCGCGGUCAGCAUAGAGUCACAUCAGCUUUUAAUAAGUCAAGCAAAACACCUACCUGCAGCACUGCUGACACAUCUGGGCAUACACAUGGCCUCCUCACCACUGACCACAUAAUGAGAAGUAAUAACCAGUGCGGUUUUUGUCCAGAACAAGACAGUGCUGGUCUUUCCUGCUGGGCCCUGGAUUCUACUGCUUAUUUUGAAGUAAAAUCUGAGAGAAACUCACCCCUCCACAAAACCCAUUUAUCAGUAAACUGCAGGAUUCACAGCCAAAGCACAGAGUGUGAAUGGUCACCGCAGAGGGAGAGAAAGAGCAGCCCUGCAUGCAGGCCAAAAAACAUCAAUAUCACCCCGUCACCUGUUCCUGCUCCCAGCGGUCUCUGUAAUGCAGGCAGCAAAAGUACUGACCAAUCUGUGGCAGCGAAAUGGAAAUCAGGUAUUCAAAACAGGCAGCAGGAUAGUAGCUGUGAAGGCAGUUUAGAAUCAGCAAGAGCACAGUUAUAUGCUGAUAGCAGGAGGAAGAUGUCUGAGAAUUCAGUCAUGUCUGAAACUUGGAGAACUCCUGUACAGACAUGCAGAAGGAAGAGCAACGGUGAGACUUCUAGAAAUUUAAGUGGUCCCUUCAGGAAUGAUGGCAAAGAGCAACAAAACCUGGGGGGCCAGCGUGCAACACUUUGCCCCUCUUGUCCUUCAACACCAUGCAGUCAGCGACCACCAGCAAAGAUUAAUGAACAUUUUUUCACCUCUUCAAAAAAACCACAAGGGGGAAGCACAAGUCAGCCAAAAGAACCAGCAGAGCCCCAGUUUCUCCAGAGGUUUCAUCAGCCAGUGCCUCCUACGAGAGUACCAACUUAGAGACGACUACUACCUGAGGGGAAUGGUGUGUCACAAGGAAAAAUAAAGUUAGCUUGUAGUUCUGAUGGA